Molecule: messenger RNA, 2420 nt
Organism: Trematosphaeria pertusa
Lineage: Eukaryota; Fungi; Ascomycota; Dothideomycetes; Pleosporales; Trematosphaeriaceae
Product: WD40 repeat-like protein
Exons: 3
Coding region: 187-2364 (725 amino acids)
Biological process (GO): maturation of SSU-rRNA from tricistronic rRNA transcript (SSU-rRNA, 5.8S rRNA, LSU-rRNA)
Cellular component (GO): 90S preribosome; small-subunit processome; nucleolus
Molecular function (GO): protein binding
Source: RefSeq, a predicted model, not a curated record
CACCGCCGUCCACAUCUUCCUUAGCUGCCAGCGCCGGGGGCCAAGGAGACUACGUUUGUCCACGGCUCUCUCUUCCCUAAACACAGAACGCACCUCGGCCACCCACCGAAGCUCCUGCCCCUUCGAAGCGACCGCAAACCCCACCUCGUCCUUCCCCUCACGAAACUACCGCCUGCCGCAGCCACGAUGAAGGUUUCCAACCACUCGACCGUGCCCGUAUACACAAUCUCCGGGGCGGAGGCGCGACCGCUGCCAGACUGGCUUGUCAGGAGACGCAAGCGGAGCUUGAAAAAUGACCCCGAAUUUGCAAGCAGAGUGGAAUUGCUCCAGGACUUUGAGUUCGAGGAGGCCAGCCAGUGUGUCCGCGUCUCUCCCGACGGCGACUGGCUCCUGUCAACGGGCACUUAUAAACCCCAGAUCCAUGUUCACUCUCUAUCACAGCUCUCUUUGGCCUUUGCCCGCCAUACCAACACCCUGAACCAGACCUUCCUCCUCUUAGAAUCCGAUUGGAGGAAAUCGAUCCAUCUACAGGUGGACAGGGUUGUCGAAUUUCAUACAGCUGGCGGUUUGCACUACUCCGCACGAAUACCACGAUUUGGACGAGAUCUCUUGUACGACAGGCAUUCGGCAGAGGCGCUCAUACCGUCCGUGGGUGUAAACGCCGAAGGACUAGGAGAGGUCUACAGAUUGAACCUCGAGGUUGGGAGGUUCAUGAAAUCCUACCAAGUGGAUGUAGGCGGCGACGACCUUACGACAGCUGGCGCAGGUUCGCUGCAGGGCGGAAUAAACGCAGGUAGCAUUAACACAGGAUCUAUAGCGGAGGACAGCCACAACCUCCUGGCAUUCGGUACCUCAUUAGGGACGGUGGAGUUCUGGGAUUCACGAUCAAGGAAUCGAGUUGGCAUCCUAUCUCCGUCACAAGACGCUUUCGAGGGGCGCUCAGAGAUUACGGCCCUCCAGUUCCACCGGUCUGGCUUAGAGCUUGCCACAGGCAGUUCGACUGGACUAAUACAUCUCUAUGAUCUCCGAUCUCCAGUUCCCCUGCUGAAAAAGGACCAAGGUUACGGAUUCCCAAUCAAAAACUUAAUCUACCUAAACUCAUCCACCUCCACCCGUGCACAAACAUCGGAACCCAAGAUUCUCUCCAUGGAUAAGCGCAUCAUCAAGAUCUGGGAUGCACGAGACGGCAGCCAUUGGACCUCAGUCGAACCUGCCGUGGACCUAAAUCAUGUGGAAUGGUGUAAAGACAGCGGAAUGCUGCUUACGGCCAACGAGGGCAAGCAGCAACAUUCAUUCUUCAUCCCUCAACUUGGUCCCGCGCCACGGUGGUGUUCCUUCCUCGACAAUAUCGUCGAGGAAAUGGCCGAGAGGCCUGAAGACCCGAAUGCGUAUGGGAACGGUUCCACUGGUGAAGUCUACGAUAACUUCAAGUUCCUCACAUUGCCUCAACUACGGCAGCUGAAUCUCGACCACCUCGUGGGGACCACAGGCCUACUGAGGCCAUACAUGCACGGUUACUUUGUUGCACAGAAACUAUACGAAGAAGCGCGACUAAUAUCCAAUCCUGACCUGUGGCAAGAACAACGACAGAAGAGCAUCCAAGAGAGAAUUGCUAAGGAGCGUGAAUCUCGCAUCCGCGGUAAUAAGAAGGUCUCCGUCAAGGUGAAUCGUAAACUCGCUGAGAAGAUCCUUGAGCGCGAAGAAAAGGCAGAGCGGAGACGCGCCAGACGCGUGCUGGAGAAGGGCGGCGACGACGACAUGCUUGAGAGCGAGAAGGCUCCCGCCGUACAAGAGGCCGAAGAGGGUUCUAGGCCAGCAAGCGGUGUGCUUAACGAUCCUCGUUUCGCGCGCUUGUUCCAGGAUGAAGAUUUCGAAGUCGACGAGGAAAGCCAUGAAUUCGGGGCUAUCAAUCCAGGUACCAAAUUACCUAAAGGCCUCACAGCCGUUGAACAGGAAGAGCUCGAGUCCCGGAAAGGCUCCUCAGACGAAUCAUCGUCCGAAUCGGAGACGGAACAAGCUCGCCCUAUCCGCAAAGGACCUACGGGUGACAAGAAUCGCAUAUCUACGUCCUCCUAUACAAGAGCUGGAAAGAAGUCACAGCGGGGUCCGCAGAUGGUUGUUUCGUCUUCCAACAGGAGGGUGGAUGCUGGGCGGAAUAGAACAUUUGGGGCUAGGGUGUCAAAGCUGAAGGACAGCAAGAUGGCACCGAGCGGGGGGACGACAACCGUGGUGGGCGAGAGGGAGAUCACGUUCGUGCCAGAGAAGAAGCAGAAGAAGAAGGCUAGCGAGGAGAUGCAUGGGCAGAGGCAUGAUCGGAAGAAGGAUAGGCGGAGUGCGAGCGGGAACGUGAUGAGGACUCUAUAGCAUACUCCAUAGGCUAUGAUUGGCUGCUUAGACCGAAGAAAGAAGUGAUACCCUCC